AUGACCGAGCUAGAAGCAGAGCCCGCUACGACCCUGAAAUAUGGUGACCAGCAGAAGGCUGGCUUAUUGUUGCAACAAUGGCUGGAGCCAGUAGAAGAUAGCCCCGUCACAAAGGAGUGUCCGAUCAAAGCCUCGACGCUCGCAUUGAAAGACCUGACGAUGUUUGAGCGACUUGAUGUUGAGUUUGACCUGAAGCCUAGCGCCCUUCCCCAAAUUGAACGUUACCUGGAUGACCUCAAAACCAAAGGGCCAGAAGAUGGCCGAUGGCACAAAUUCAGCCUGGAAGAACUAGACACAAAGAAGUACGACCCCAAAGAUCGAGAUUUUAACGCCGAAUCUCGGAGAAUCAAUGUUUGGGAAGGCCAGACGGGUCCUGGUGUCCUUGUUAUUGAAGAAAUCAAGAGGAAAUCGGGGCCAUACUCCUCCGAGAUAUCUCGAGCAAUCUACGAAAACGACUUUCCCGUCGAAACCCUGGAGUACAUAUAUAUGGUGGAUGUCCAGGAAGAAGGCACGCUCCAAUUCGUGAAAGAGCAACUGUAUACCGCGUCCAACGGUGUUGUUGAACAAGACGAAGAAAUCACAGAGAGGUAUGAAUGGGAAUAUGGAAGCCCCGAGUUUGAAGGUCUGCUUGGAACCCGACUUGGAGCCCAUGUAGCCCGCCUGCUUCUCGGGGCUUUCGAGAGAGGAACUCGCCGGAUUCAACGCAUUCGGACAUGGUACGCAUUCCAGGAAGUUCAGAUGCAGUUUAUCAUUGAGGCGGUCGAAUCUGGAUCUGCGGUCCAGGGCAAGUCAUCGAAGCCCUUGGACUCACCAGCCGACCCUGUUUCCGUGGCCCAGGGCAAGCCAUCGAAGCCCUUGGACUCAUCAGUCGACCCUGUUUCCGCGGACCAGGGCAAGUCAUCGAAGCCUUUGGACUCACCAGUCGAUCUGGAAUCUAAUGACCAUCCUCUUCCUAAGAAUGCAGUCAGUAUCAAGAGGCCGAAGAGAAAGCUAUCUGAGUCGGGUUGCGAAGAGGAACAGCUGCCGAAGAAAUCGCGAGACGAUUCUUCUAAAGCAGGCCCAGAUAUCAAGAGGCCGAAGAGAAAGUUAUCUGAGUCGAGUCGCGAAGAGGAACGGCAGCCGAAGAAAUCGCGAGGCGAUUCUUCUAAAGCAGGCCCAAAGAAAGUCAAGGAGACCAAGAAAAGCAAAGGACGCAAAUCUCGCAAGACUUGA
Molecule: messenger RNA, 1212 nt
Organism: Penicillium olsonii
Lineage: Eukaryota; Fungi; Ascomycota; Eurotiomycetes; Eurotiales; Aspergillaceae
Source: the annotation of a GenBank genome assembly